GUGAUUGCCCCGGUCUUCAUCGCUGAGGAAGAGACGCAUAAGUUUAAUAUUUUACAAAUGCACAGGCGGGCCUGAUGCAGCUUUUCCGUAGUCAAGUAAUUCAUUACCUCAUAAGGAUCAGCAGUGGGAUGGCCAACCGCGUGCUUGUAUACAUCAACCAUGCUGUCUUGCAAACUUUGGAUGUCAUCCUUAUACCCCCAAUUCAAUUUUCCUUUCCGUUCUUCUUUGAUUUAAAUUAUUGCUAGCAAGCAGUUACAAGUUAUCACCGGUUCUAAAAAGUAGUAUACUAUUCCCAUUAAAUCACUCAAUUUUUUGACCUUGCCAAAA
This is a messenger RNA of Umbelopsis ramanniana AG, 327 nucleotides long. RefSeq lists its product as uncharacterized. The transcript has a single exon. The coding region runs from base 75 to 245 and encodes 56 amino acids. Lineage: Eukaryota; Fungi; Mucoromycota; Umbelopsidomycetes; Umbelopsidales; Umbelopsidaceae. The record is from RefSeq and is a predicted model, not a curated record.